AUGCUAUCAGUUUUAGUAACAGAAUUUAUUGAAAACUAUUCACAAACGAAAACAAAGUUUAUAGAUAUACCAAUCGAAAAAAGAAUCUAUUUGGUAACUAUUAUAUGUUAUUAUUAUAAUGGAGAUAAUAUUAGUCAAUUAGAAGAUUUUGUAAAUAUUUUUUUUGGAAAAGCUGACGCAUCAUCAUAUAAAGCAAUUAAAGCUCAAGCACAAGUUCAAGAAAGAGAUGUUUAUCAAGACAAACCAUUACUAGCUCAUUUUAUAAAUGAUUUAAAUAAAUUUAGUACUCUAAAUAAAAAUGUUGAAAAACUUCAUUUAUUGUUAGCCAUUAUUGAAGGUGAAGGCUUCGAAUAUGAGUUAAGGCAUAAAACAAUACCGGGUCAUGUAUUAAGAGAUUUAACAGAUUUUUCAUUAUUUAUUACAAAACAUACGAGAAAAAUACCUGUAUUUAUAAUUGAUGGUAUUGAUGAAAAUCAAUAUUUAACUCCGAAUAAUGAUGUGAAUAAAAUAUCAUUUGAAUCAUUUUAUCGUUCAUCUGUUUCAAAAGAAAUUCUUGGAUUGACUAUGGCUAAUUUUUUUUAUUUAUCAAUAUUUUAUCCAAAAAUCGAUGGAAUUAAUAUGCUUGAUGCUAUUAUUCGACCUGAUAAAUUUCCAACAUAUACAUUAACAUGGAACUCAAAAUCAUUACACAAUUAUGCUGAUUAUGUUCUUCAAGAAUUAAAUAAAAAUGCUUCAUUAACUCGUUGUAAGGCUUUUACUGAUUUCAUGACACUUGUUAAUCAUAGAGAUGAGCGUAUUGCUAAAAUUAUUGAUCGAAUUCAGACGCCAAGAGAACUUAAUUACUUUUUACUCGAACUCGUGAAGAAGAUGAAUGAUGAUGCAAAUAAUGUCAAAUAUCCAUUCAUAGCUACGUUUGAAAACGUUCGUGACGCUUUUGAGACUAAUAAAAAAGAGGGUAGAAUUAAACAAGAGAAGAUAUAUGAUCCAUAA
Rotaria sp. Silwood2 is the source of this 990-nucleotide messenger RNA. NCBI's taxonomy places the organism in Eukaryota, Metazoa, Rotifera, Eurotatoria, Philodinida, Philodinidae. The record is from the annotation of a GenBank genome assembly.